Messenger RNA from Clunio marinus, 2462 nucleotides. The record is from the annotation of a GenBank genome assembly. Lineage: Eukaryota; Metazoa; Arthropoda; Insecta; Diptera; Chironomidae.
GAUAGAAUCUGAAAAAAGGAAACGAAAUUGAGAAAAUAUUUAAUAAUAUAUCAAUUAAGAUGAAUCAAAAUGAAUGGGAAAUUCGUGAAACUCAAAGACAACGUGAGCUGGAAGAAGCUAAGGGAAGAGCUCAACAAAUGGAAAAGACUAUGAGAUGGUGGUCGGAAUGCACUUCUAACUGGCGUGAAAAAUGGGCAAAAGUUCGAAACGAGAGAAAUCAAGCAAGGGAAGAAGCAAAGCAGUUAAGAAGUCAGCUUGAAUCAGCUGUGAAAGAAUCUCAUUCUUUUAAAAAAGAAAAAAAUGAGCUUGAAAUUCAAAUUUCGCAGUUGAAGAAAGAAAUGGAAAAAGUACAUCUUUCCUUAAUGAAGCAUGCUGGUCAGCAAAAAGAACCUGAAAGAGACAUAAAUGAAUCUCCCGAUCAAUUUUCAAACGAUGGUCUAAAGAAUGUAAAUUCAGAAGAUGGGUUGGUAACCAAAGCAAGGUCUGUUGGUGAAAAUGAGGAUAACAAAGACAAUAAAAUUAUUGAAACGCAGUCACACGAAGUAUUGUCUAAAAAAUUUGAUGCGGAUUUUGAAGAAAAACAACUCAUUCAAAAAUUGAAUUCAAAAAGCGAUGAUGAUGACACUGAAUAUUUCACUCAAAAACUGAAAAUGCUGCAGUUACGUUUAGAUGAUGCUGUUAAGGCUUUGAGUGGAGAAAAAGAUGAAAAAAAACACUUGUUAAAAUCGAUUGAUAAGCUUCGUCAAGAAUUAGAAGACUGCAAGAAAGAUGCUGUUAGAGAAUUUCUAACUAUGCAAGAAACUCACCAUGCUGAAUUAAGAAUUAUCAAUAAUUCUCUCCAGGAAGAGAUGAAUGACCGUGAGUCAUUAGAACGUCGUUUGUUUGAAACAAGAGCAGAACUAGAAAGACUUCAAUCAGAAAACGCUUGUGAAUGGGCAAAAAGAGAACGCCUCGAAUCAGAAAAAAUUACACUUGAAAGAGAAAAUAAAAAGAUAAAAGCAGAACUAUUAGAUUUUCAAGUUUCAACUGGAAGAUCAGGUUUUAAUGCCAUGCGACCUCAAGAUGCUUUGGAUUCUGAACUUCGUCUGCUUCAACAAGAAUUAAUGGAAAAAAACAAAGAAAUAACUGAGUUGCGCCACUCUCAAAGCAAAGUAAAAAAAAUGCUCUCUGAAGCUAAUAUUGAGAUGGGACAUGCAGUGCGUCGUGCAGAACAAUAUGAGACAGAAGUAAAGCGUCUUAGGUCAAGAGUGGAAGAAUUAAAAAAGGAAUUAACUAUUGCCGAAGAUGAACUUGAUUCAGCUUCAUCGGCUGUUCGAAGAUUACAACGAACUAACGAAGAACUUCAUGCAAGGCAUUCAAGCCCCAAGCAUUUCACACAUGCAGCAGAUUCUCCAAAAUUAAAUAAGGAAUACCGCCCAAAUAUUAAUGACUUGAAACAAUUCUUUGACAAUUCAAAGUGCUCAAACUUCGGCGCGAAGCCCAAGCACUAUAUUGAUGCAAAGACCUCGUUUUUAACUCAAGAUGAUCUAUCGUUUGAUGGAAAAAAUCGAACAGAAUUUGAACGCGUGAAACAAAGAUUUGAUAAUCGCCACUCAGUAAAAUCUUACAAUGCUAAUUCAGUUUCAAAAAAUUCUUCACGGAGAAAUGAACGCCACAUUGCAAAUCAAAGAUUCGUAAAAAGUACCGAAAUUUCUAUCGACGAUUCUAGAACUAGUUUAAAUAUACAUGAAAAUUCUCAAAGCUUUGAUUGCAAUGCUUCAUCCAGCAAAUCAAGCUGUUAUAAUCAGAUUCAAUCUAAAAAAACAGAAAAUUCUGAAUUAGCUGACAGUUUUAAUCUUGAUGGUUUUAAAGUAUCAGAAGAUGAUGACGAAGAUACUUCAUAAAUACGAGCCAGAUAAUGAUUACGAUGGAGGCAGGCCACAAACAAUUCUUUAACGUUCAGCAUGAAAACCUAAUCAAAGCAUAUUGUUGCUUUUGAUGAUCAUCUUUUUGAUUCAUCUUACAAUAUCACAUAUAUGUGGAUUAAUGAAAAAAUUUGCAACACUUGACGUGACACUUUUUCUUAGAUCCUUUAUAAAAAAAAAUUUCAGUCGAAACUCCGUCACUGCAUACGGAUUAACUGAUAUUUAGAUUAAAUAAUUUUCAGAUCUCAAAAUAAUUCUUAUAUGCACUUUUACUUUUCAUAAGUUUCCUCCCAAAAUAAUCUUACUUUAUGUAGCUUUGUAAAUAAAGUUUAUGAUAAUUGUCAUAUGUAAUAAACAACUCAGUCAUGAUAUUUGCUUUUCAUAUUUAACUUUUAAAAUACCUAUAUCUUAUUUUUGGAAAUGUGAAACUGUUAAUAGUUUUUAUCUAUAAUACAAAUAUGUAAUGUGAAGUACUUUAAUAGCAAAUAUUGUCGUUUUAAUAAAUAUUAUAUUGCAACCUGAAAUUAAAAACAUUCCUUGACGAUUUAGUGUCAAAAC